CGAUCAGCUAAAAACACAAAAGGGAAAAUCGGCAGUCCAUGAUGCGGCAUUUACUAUUUCUGGUUUUGGCGGCUGCUCUGUCCUCCACCUUUGCUUACGAGUUGACCGAUGAAUGCUUGGCUUGCAUGUGCUUCGUCUCCAGCAACGGCUGUAAGAUGCCCGAGCCAGUGUGCCAGAACAACGGCUGGGGGGAGGUGUGCGGCCCCUGGGCGAUCACCCUCUAUUACUGGAUGGACGGAGGAUACCUAAAUGGAGACUUCUACUCGUGCGUCGAGGACUGGGACUGCAACGAGGCGAGCGUCCGGGGUUACCUCGCCCGCUACGUGACCAGCCCGUACGCCGACUGCCAGUAUUACGCCCGGACACACGCGGGCGGGCCGAAUGGGCCCAAUAUGGACUUCACCCUCGAUUACUGGUUUCAGGUGAAGACAUGCCUUGACUAUUCCCUGUUCACGCCACCCUCCGCCUAAAGUGCUGCCAGAAAAGGUGUAUGAAAAUGCAGUUAUCCAUAUGCUGAGUUCACUUGCCAUCCGUAAUUGCGCAAAUAGGACGUUAAAAACCAUGCAACAAUGAAUGUGAUAAACUAAAUGAAAGGCAAAUUAUGUAUCAGAUUACCGUUUUCAACUUUUACACGUAGUGUUUACGUGACUUUGAAACCAUUCAACUUUACUGAAUUUCGUUAAUGUCACGUCUCAUCGCCCAGUGUACACGAGAAAACGAUGAAGGCAAAAUAUAAUCUUAAUAUUGAAACUUA
This is a messenger RNA of Penaeus monodon (black tiger shrimp), 754 nucleotides long. Its product is annotated as lysozyme-like. The coding region runs from base 39 to 470 and encodes 143 amino acids. The transcript is spliced from 3 exons. NCBI's taxonomy places the organism in Eukaryota, Metazoa, Arthropoda, Malacostraca, Decapoda, Penaeidae. The record is from RefSeq and is a predicted model, not a curated record. Gene Ontology annotation, molecular function: lysozyme activity.